ACUGACUUAAAGCACAAUGGUUGCUGGCAUGCUGAUGCCCAAACGGGAUCUAAGAGCCAUCUAUGAGAUCUUGUUUCGCGAUGGCGUUAUGGUGGCCAAGAAGGACAAAAGGCCUGAGUUCAAGCACCCUGAAGUGCAAGAUGUGAGUAAUCUACAAGUAAUCCGUGCUAUGGGCUCCCUUAAAUCUCGUGGCUAUGUCAAAGAAACAUUUGCUUGGAGACAUUAUUACUGGUACCUGACCAAUGAUGGCAUUGUUUACCUGCGCGACUACCUCAACCUGCCCACAGAGAUUAUUCCAGCCUCUCUGCAGAGGAUUAGAAAGCCAGCUGCCACUUUGGCCAUUGCCCACCGUGCUGCCCGGGUCCAAUCUGUACAAGGUCCUACAUCUUAUGUUCCCAAGCCGGGACGCAGGGGUGAAAUGGAGAGCCAGGAAGCAUUGGCCGAGCGUCAAGGUUACCGCCAUAAGAUGAUGGGUCCUGGGGAUCGAGAGAAUUUCUCAGAAAGAACUCCCAGGUUCAGGGGCCGUUCACUGAAUGUAGAACCAGUUGGGCCAAAAGUACCACGAAAUGUUGAGGACCAACAUCAGUCUCUUUAUAGGAGAGGAACCAGCUUCAACAAUGAAUUAAUGAUGAUGGAGGAGAACAAGGUAAAAAAAGUCCCUCGUCCGGAGCCUAAUGUGAGAGCGUCAGGUGAGAAGAAAAUGGAGGUCCAAAAGGAAAGGAUGCCAAGUUCUUCUGUUCAGACAUUAGCUCUGAAGCAGGAUGUGUCACAGACCACUCUGACAUCAGCCCUACCAUUAUCUGUGGCUGCUGUUGGUGCAACUGCAGGUGCUGCAACAUCAAAGAACACUAAAUCCUUCUCUACCGGAACAAGCAAAGAAAUAAUGAAUAAUGAGGAGAUUCCUAUCGAUCCAGCUGUCACAUUGCUAUCUGGUAUGCAAAUCAAAGAAGAGAAAGCCAAAUUGGAUAACAUCAAUGUCAAAACUAAAACAGAAUGUGGUACAGUAAAGCCCAAACCAGUUAUGAUGGAAUCUACUCAAGAAACCUCUACAGAUCUUACAAGCACUGUCAACACUAAACCUGUUGCUAAAGAUGUCAGAAAUGGAAACCCUACAAAAGAAAAUAUGUAUGAGGAAUCACCUAAACCCACAGAGGCAAAGACAAAAGUCUCAGUGUCAUCAAAAACUGCCAAAGUAAUUCAGGAGAGCACCAAACCCAAACAAGACAGCCAUACCAAGACACUGGCAGGGUCCACUACUGCAGCAGAGGGAAUCGCCGAAAUUAAAAUGACUCAAGAAACAAUUAAAGCUGAAGUAAAAUCCGAGAAUCUCACAGAGAAGGCUAAAACUGUUCAAGUGCCUUUGAUGAAAUCAGCAGUAAAUGAAUAUUCAACACUUGAAGUUAAAACUGUCAACGGGACUACGACUGCCUCAGCACCACCAGUCAAGGCUGAGGAUGCACAACCUGACACAGUGAAAGUGGCAGUGAUAGAGGUGACUGAACAGCAGGAUGAAACUGGUGUAAAUUUUCCUCAUAUCCAAAAAGAUAAAGCGGUGCUGCCAGAAGAGGUCUCUAAAGUCUCAGUACAGGGACAUAAAAAAGUGCAAGAAGACUUCCAGUCAUCUCUGUCUGUUCAAACUACUGCCACCACAGGAGAGGUUAAAGAAGCCAAACCAGUAGUUGAAGGUAGCUCAAAAUCCAAAAAAAAGAAAAAGAAAUCUCCAGGUGAAAUAUCAAAGAACAUCAGUCCUGAGGAACCCUCUCACUCAAAAAUGGAGAAGGUUCAAACCUCUAAAGUCAAGUCCACACAGGGUGUGGAAGCAAAUAACGAGCAACCUACACCAGCUACUUCCUCAGAGACUUUAACCGAGUCCAUUAAGGUUGAGGGUAAAUUACACAGUAAGAGGGAACAGAUAAAAGAAGUCACUAACAAACCUGAAGGGCAGCUAAAUGUGGAGGGACAUAAACAAACUAAGACUAUAUCAGAAAAAGCAUCACUACAAUUAGGUGAUAUCCCUGCAGUGUCCCUAGUGGAUGUCCAAGUAGAAGAUAAAAUAGAGUUGAGCAAUGUCAGCAAGAUCACACAGGGACCAAUCUACCCCAAGGUCGAGUUAAAGGCUGCGUUGCCCCAAAUGGAGCCAGUGAAAUCUGAGGAAAUGACUGUCCCCAGAGUGGAAACAGUGACAGUGCAGAAAAUAAGUCAAGUGGAGCUCAUGCAAGAAAACACUAAAUCCGAAGAGAAAAUCCUGGAGUCAGUGCCAGAAUCUCAGAAAGCCACUGUUGAGACUAAAUCCUUAAUAAAUGCAGCAGAAACUGCAAAAGAGCCAUCAAAGGGAAAGAAAAAAGGAAAAGGGAAAAAGCAGGCUAAGCAGUCACCAGAAUCAGAAACUAUAAACACAAAGCCUGUUUUUUUGCCUGAAGCAGAAACAUUGCCAAUCCAUGACAUAACAACACCGCCCGAGACCACAGGUCGAAACACCCCUGUUAUGGCCUCUGAACUGACAGGAACUAAAGUUCCUCCAAAGAUGACUCCUGAAAGAAUGUGCAGUGAGGAAAUCAGCCAGGCAGCAGCUGUGCUCUCAGCAGACAAAGGGGAGGUGGAGCCAGCACCACUCUUUGCAGGAAAAAUAAAGCGGGAGGUUCCGAAACCAGAGACAUCUUCAACUUUGAGGGAAGCACCAGCAGCCAGAGAAUCAGCGUCAGCAGCACCAGCACAGGCAGCUGAGGCUCAGGCCAGCCCUCUCGUCAAGCAAGAGGAGCCUCCCAGGGUUGCACAGCAUUCGGCCAGUCAGGCAGCAGAGUGCAGCACAGAGGAAAGACUCUCUGUUUCUGAGGCCUUACAGCAGAAAGAAGAGAAGAAGAAGGACUCGGAAAAGGACACACCCUCUGUCACUGACACACCUGUAGCCCAGCCUGACCUAUCUCAGCUAAGGGGCACCUGUAACUCCACAAGACCUGACAUAGACGAGGCCACCAUGAAGAGAAAAAUAGUAGUGGUUGAAGAGAUUGUUGAAGUGAAGCAGGUCCUUAGUCCUCAGGUUGCUGGGGAGCAGUCACCUCCUCCACCUGUACAGCCUGAGGGGGAGGAAGAAGAACUGGACCUGGAUGUUCUGGAAGCUAUAGCUAUAGAGCGAGCUCUGUUGUCAGGGACAGCGGGGGUCAAGCUGCAAGGAGCCUCUCCUGAGACUGACUGGAGCCACUCGCUGGAGGAACCAGAGGAGAAGACAUGGCCUAACUUUGCUGAAGAUGAACGAGACAGAGUGCAGAAGAAAACCUUCACAAAAUGGGUUAACAAGCAUUUGAUUAAGUCGCAGCGUCACGUCACAGAUCUGUAUGAAGACCUUCGAGAUGGACAUAACCUGAUCUCAUUGUUGGAGGUCCUCUCUGGAGAGACACUGCCUAGAGAGAAAGGACGCAUGCGAUUCCACAAACUGCAGAAUGUACAAAUAGCACUGGACUUCCUCAAACACCGGCAGGUCAAGCUGGUUAACAUCAGAAAUGACGACAUAGCAGACGGGAACCCUAAGCUGACUCUGGGGUUAAUAUGGACCAUCAUCCUCCACUUCCAGGUCUCCUCCUCUAUCUCAGAUAUUCAGAUCAAUGGCCAAUCAGAGGACAUGACAGCCAAAGAGAAGCUGCUGCUCUGGUCCCAGAGGCUGACAAACGGCUACCAGGGCAUCCGCUGCGACAACUUCACCACCAGCUGGCGGGACGGCAAACUCUUCAACGCUGUCAUACACAAGCACUAUCCCAGACUCAUCGACAUGGGUCAAGUGUACCGACAGACCAACCAGGAGAACCUUGAACAGGCGUUCAGUGUGGCUGAGAAAGACCUGGGUGUGACUCGUCUUCUGGACCCUGAGGAUGUUGAUGUCCCACACCCUGACGAGAAAUCCAUCAUCACCUACGUGUCAUCCCUGUAUGAUGUCAUGCCUCGUGUUGACGUUCAUGAUGGCAUCAGAGCUAAUGAGCUGGAGCUGCGCUGGCAGGAAUACUAUGAGCUGGUGACACUUCUGCUCCAGUGGAUCCGCCACCAUGUUAUGAUCUUCGAACAGAGGAAGUUCCCUGCCAGCUAUGAGGAGAUAGAGCUUCUUUGGCGCCAGUUUUUGAAGUUUAAAGAGACGGAGCUACCAGUGAAGGAGUCUGACAAGAACCAAUCUAAACAGAUCUACCAGUCCUUUGAGAGUGCAGUGCAUGCUGGUCAGGUGAAGGUCCCCCCAGGAUACCAUCCCCUUGACGUGGAAAAAGAGUGGGGUCGACUCCACGUGGCCAUCCUUGAAAGAGAACGACUGCUCAGGAUAGAGUUUGAGAGACUUGAGAGACUUCAGAGGAUUUUCAGUAAAGUCCAGAUGGAGUCCGGGUUGUGUGAUAAGCAGCUGAGUCACCUGGAGAGCCUGCUCCAGACGGACAUUCGUCUGUUGAACGCAGGCAAACCAGCUCAGCACACAGCCGAGGUGGAACGGGAGCUGGAUAAUGCAGACAACAUGAUUCGCCUGCUCUUCAAUGAUGUGCAGAUGCUUAAAGAUGGGCGCCACCCUCAGGCUGAACAGAUGUAUCGCAGAGUUUACCGCCUCCACGAGCGCUUGGUGAACCUGCGCAGUGAUUACAACCUUCGUCUGAAGGCUGCUGCUUUAACUACUGCCCAGGUUCCCCUCUCCCAGACUCCUCAGCAGACCACCAUGAAGGUGCGACCGGAAGUAGAUGAUGUGACCUUGCGCUAUGUCCAAGACCUGCUGGCCUGGGUGGAAGAGAACCAGCGGCGUAUUGAUGAGGCAGAGUGGGGAUCUGAUCUGCCCUCAGUGGAGUCCCAGCUGGGCAGCCACAGGGGACUGCAUCAGACUGUGGAAGAUUUUAAAUCCAAGAUUGAACGGGCCAAGUCUGACGAGACCCAGUUAUCUCCUGUCAGUAAAGGCACAUACAGAGAAUACCUGGGAAAGCUGGACCUUCAGUAUGGCAAACUACUGAACUCUUCCAAGUCUCGCCUCAGGAACUUGGAAUCACUGCAUGCCUUUGUCACUGCUGCCUUUAAGGAACUGAUGUGGCUGAAUGACAAACAAGAAGAAGAGGUCAACUUUGACUGGAGUGACCAGAACUCCAACAUGACAGCUAAGAAAGACAAUUACUCAGGUCUCAUGAGAGAGCUGGAACUAAGGGAGAAGAAGGUAAAUGAUAUCAAGGCAAUGGGAGACAAACUUGUCAAAGAUGGACAUCCCGGCAAGAAAACAAUUGAGACCUUCACAGGUGCCCUGCAAACUCAGUGGAGCUGGAUCCUCCAGCUGUGCUGCUGUAUAGAGGCUCAUCUAAAGGAAAACACAGCCUACUACCAGUUCUUUACAGAUGUGAAAGAGGCUGAGGACAAGAUGAAGAAAAUGCAAGAGAACAUGAAAAAGAAAUACAGCUGUGAUCGCUCUACAACAGCCACACGCCUGGAGGAUCUGCUGCAGGAUGCUGUGGAGGAGAAGGAACAGCUGAAUGAAUACAAGACUCUGGUCACCAGUCUGAACAAGAGAGCCAGGUCCAUCAUCCAGCUGAAACCACGCAGCCCCACAACCUCCAUCAAAGGCAAACUGCCCAUCCAAGCUGUCUGUGACUUCAAGCAGCAGGAGAUCACUGUCCAUAAAGGAGAUGAGUGUGCACUCCUAAACAACUCUCAGCCCUUCAAGUGGAAGGUCUUGAACCGCUCCGGACACGAGGCAGUGGUUCCUUCUGUCUGCUUCAUUGUACCUCCAGUCAACAAGGAGGCUGUGGACAGUGUGUCCAGUCUGGAUGCAGGUCAUCAGCAGAUGGUGUCCAUGUGGCAGAUACUGCAUAUAAACAUGAAGAGUCUGUUGUCAUGGCAAUACCUGAUGAAAGACUAUACACAGAUACGCUCCUGGAACAUCACCAUGUUAAAAACCAUGAAACCAGAGGAAUACCGGCUCAUCAUGAGAAACCUGGAGCUCCACUACCAGGACUUCAUGCGCGACAGCCAGGACUCGCAGCUCUUUGGGCCUGAUGACCGCAUGCAGGUUGAGGAUGAAUACACCAAGUCCACCCAGCAUUUUGACAACCUGCUUCGCUCCAUGGAGAAAGGUCAGCAGGAUGAGACUCUGUGUAAGAACUACAUCUCUGAGGUCAAGGACCUGCGUCUGCGUAUAGAGGACUGUGAGGCUCAGACUGUGAGUCGCAUCCGCAAACCAGUGGAAAAAGAGCCUCUGAAAGAAUGCGCUCAGAAAACAACACAGCAGAAGAAAGUCCAGGGAGAGCUUGACAGCCUUAAGAUGGACCUUGAUAAGGUAACUGUGAAGACGCAACCGCUCUUAGCUUCCCCUCAACAGUCUGCCUCAACUCCUGUGCUGCGGUCAGAGCUUGAACUCACUGUGCAGAAGAUGGACCAUGUCCACAUGCUGUCCUCUGUUUAUCUGGAGAAGCUGAAGACUGUGGAGAUGGUCAUCCGUAACACACAGGGGGCUGAGGGAGUCCUAAAGCAGUAUGAGGAUUGUCUGCGUGAGGUUCACACCGUCCCCAGUGAUAUCAAGGAAGUAGAAACUUACAGAACUAAGCUGAAGAAAAUGCGAGCUGAAGCUGAAGGUGAACAGCCUGUGUUUGACUCCCUGGAGGAGGAGCUAAAGAAAGCCUCUGCUGUGAGUGAAAAGAUGUCCCGUGUGCACAGCGAGCGUGAUGCUGAACUGGACCACUACCGCCAGCUGAUGUCUAGUCUCCAGGACCGCUGGAAGGCAGUGUUCACCCAGAUCGACCUCCGCCAGAGAGAGCUGGAGCAACUUGGUCGGCAGCUUGGUUACUACCGUGAGAGCUAUGAUUGGCUAAUCCGUUGGAUUAGUGACGCCAAGCAAAGGCAGGAGAAGAUCCAGGCAGUGCCUAUUACUGACAGCAAAACUCUGAAAGAUCAGCUUGCCCAGGAGAAGAAACUCCUGGAGGAGAUUGAACAGAACAAAGACAAAGUUGAUGAGUGUCAAAAGUAUGCCAAAGCGUAUAUUGAUUCUAUCAAGGACUACGAACUCCAGCUGGUUGCCUACAAAGCUCAAGUGGAACCUCUUGCUUCUCCCCUGAAGAAAACCAAGCUGGAUUCUGCUUCUGACAACAUCAUUCAAGAGUAUGUAACACUGAGGACCCGGUACAGUGAACUGAUGACUCUGACAAGUCAGUACAUCAAGUUUAUCACCGACAGGCAGCAACACUUGGAGGACGAGGAGAAAGCUGCACAGAAACUCAAAGCGGAAGAGCAGAAAAAGAUGGCGGAGAUGCAGGCUGAGUUAGACAAACAGAAGCAGUUAGCUGAAGCUCACGCAAAGGCCAUUGCUAAAGCUGAGAAAGAAGCUCAAGAGCUGAAGCUCAGAAUGCAGGAAGAAGUGAGCAAGAGAGAAACAGCUGCUGUAGACGCAGAGAAGCAAAAGCACAACAUCCAGCUGGAGCUGCAUGAGCUCAAAAACCUCUCAGAGCAGCAGAUCAAAGACAAAAGCCAUCAAGUGGAAGAAGCACUAAGAAGCCGAUCCAAGAUUGAGGAGGAAAUCCGGCUCAUCAGGAUCCAACUUGAGAUGACUGUAAAACAAAAGUCUACUGCAGAAUCUGAGCUUCAACAGCUUCGCGACAGAGCAGCUGAAGCAGAAAAGCUUCGAAAAGUUGCUCAAGAAGAGGCUGAGAAGCUCCGUAAACAAGUUAAUGAAGAAACACAGAAAAAGCGCCUGGCAGAGGAGGAACUCAAGCGCAAAUCAGAGGCAGAGAAAGAAGCUGCUCGGCAAAAACAAAAAGCUCUUGAAGACCUUGAAAACCUCCAAAGGCAGGCCGAAGAGGCUGAGAGGCAGGUCAAACAAGCAGAGAUUGAAAAGGAAAGACAAAUUAAGGUGGCUCAUGUGGCAGCACAGAAGACUGCCGCUGCUGAGCUCCAGAGCAAACACAUUUCUUUUGUAGAAAAGACCUCCAAGUUGGAGGAAUCACUCAAGCAAGAGCAUGGUGCUGUCCUUCAGCUGCAACAAGAAGCAGCCCGUCUCAAAAAACAACAAGAGGAUGCUGAAAAUGCCAGAGAAGAGGCUGAAAGAGAGCUUGAAAAAUGGAGGCAGAAAGCUAAUGAAGCCCUUCGUCUAAGACUUCAAGCCGAAGAAGAAGCUCACAAAAAGAGCCUUGCUCAAGAGGAAGCUGAGAAACAAAAGGAGGAGGCAGAGCGUGAGGCUAAGAAGAGAGCCAAAGCUGAAGAUUCGGCGCUGAAGCAGAAAGAUAUGGCCGAGAAGGAGCUCGAGAGGCAGAGGAAGGUAGCUGAGAGCACAGCUCAGCAGAAGCUCACUGCAGAACAAGAGCUCAUCCGACUCAGAGCAGACUUUGACAAUGCCGAGCAACAGAGAUCUCUCCUCGAGGAUGAACUUUAUCGCCUGAAGAAUGAAGUUGCUGCAGCUCAGCAGCAAAGGAAACAGCUGGAAGAUGAAUUGGCCACAGUUAGGAGUGAAAUGGAUUUAUUAAUCCAGAUGAAGUCUAAGGCAGAAAAGGAGUCCAUGUCCAAUACAGAGAAGAGCAAACAACUUCUUGAAGCAGAAGCCAUCAAGAUGAGGGACCUGGCUGAAGAGGCAAGCAAGCUUAGAGCCAUUGCAGAAGAGGCCAAGCAUCAGCGGCAAAUAGCAGAGGAUGAAGCAGCUCGUCAGAGAGCCGAGGCUGAGAGGAUUCUCAAAGAGAAACUUGCUGCUAUCAGUGAAGCCACAAGAUUAAAAACAGAGGCUGAAAUUGCCCUGAAAGAAAAGGAGGCAGAGAACGAGCGGCUCCGACGACAAGCUGAGGAUGAGGCUUACCAGAGAAAAGCUCUUGAGGACCAGGCCAACCAGCACAAGCAAGAAAUUGAGGAAAAGAUAAUCCAACUGAAAAAGUCUUCUGAGGCUGAAAUGGAAAGACAAAGAGCAUUAGUGGAUGACACACUAAAACAGAGACGGGCUGUUGAAGAAGAAAUCCGAAUCCUUAAGCUAAACUUUGAAAAGGCUUCAUCUGGAAAACUUGAUCUGGAGCUAGAACUGAAUAAGCUUAAAAACAUAGCAGAGGAAACUCAACAAAGCAAGCUCAGAGCAGAGGAAGAAGCAGAGAAACUGAGGAAGCUUGCCCUCGAGGAGGAGAACAGGAGGAGAGAGGCAGAGGAAAAGGUCAAAAAGAUUGCUGCUGCUGAAGAAGAGGCAGCCAGACAACGUAAGGCAGCCCAAGAAGAGCUUGAACGUCUAAAAAAGAGAGCAGAGGAAGCCAGAAUGCAAAAAGAUGAGGCUGACAAAGAGGCAGAAAAACAAAUUGUUGCAGCCCAGCAAGCGGCUAUGAAAUGCAGUGCAGCUGAGCACCAGGUGCAAAGUGUUCUUGCACAACAAAAGGAGGAUAGUCUCAUGCAAAAGAACCUUAAGGAAGAGUAUGAGAAAGCCAAGAAGCUUGCUAAAGAGGCAGAGGCUGCCAAGGAGAAGGCAGAAAGGGAGGCAGCUCUCCUCCGUCAACAAGCAGAAGAUGCAGAACGACAAAAAGCUGCUGCAGAACAAGAAGCUGCAAACCAAGCCAAAGCUCAGGAAGAUGCUGAGAGGUUGAGGAAGGAAGCUGAGUUUGAAGCUGCAAAGCGAGCACAAACGGAAGCUGCCGCACUCAAGCAGAAACAACAAGCUGAUGAUGAAAUGGCAAAGCACAAAAAACUAGCCGAGCAAACAUUAAAACAAAAGUUCCAGGUGGAGCAAGAGCUCACAAAGGUUAAGCUUAAGCUUGACGAAACAGACAAACAGAAGUCUGUCCUCGAUGAAGAGCUGCAGCGCCUGAAAGAUGAGGUUGAUGAUGCUGUUAAACAGAGGGGCCAGGUGGAGGAGGAGCUUUUCAAGGUUAAGGUUCAAAUGGAGGAACUACUCAAACUUAAAACCAGAAUUGAGGAGGAAAACCAACGUCUCAUCAAAAAAGACAAAGAUAACACUCAAAAAUUCCUUGCCGAGGAGGCUGAAAAUAUGAAAAAGCUUGCAGAGGAUGCUGCAAGGCUCAGUGUCGAGGCCCAGGAAGCUGCCCGCUUGAGGCAGAUCGCAGAGGAAGACCUUAAUCAGCAACGAGCUCUUGCAGAAAAAAUGCUCAAAGAGAAAAUGCAGGCCAUACAAGAAGCAUCUAGACUCAAAGCUGAAGCAGAGAUGCUCCAAAAGCAGAAAGACUUAGCUCAGGAACAGGCCCAAAAGCUUCUGGAGGACAAACAACUAAUGCAGCAGCGUCUAGAGGAAGAAACAGAGGAAUACCAGCGCUCACUUGAAGCAGAGAGAAAAAGGCAGUUGGAGAUCAUCGCUGAAGCAGAAAGACUUAAACUUCAGGUUUCUCAGCUCAGUGAAGCACAGGCCAAAGCUGAAGAAGAGGCUAAAAAAUUCAAGAAACAGGCAGAUACAAUUGCUACUCGCCUUCAUGAGACUGAAAUUGCCACCAAAGAAAAAAUGACGGCAGUUGAAAGACUGGAAUACGAGAGACUAAAUACCAGCAAAGAGGCUGAUGAUUUUCGCAAAGCUAUCGCAGACCUAGAGAACGAGAAGGCUAGACUGAAAAAGGAGGCUGAAGAACGUCAAAAUAAGUCUAAAGAGAUGGCUGAUGCACAGCAGAAACAAAUGGAGCAUGAAAAGACAGUGCUUCAACAGACAUUCCUGACAGAGAAGGAGAUGCUGUUAAAGAAAGAGAAGCUAAUUGAAGAUGAGAAAAAGAGGCUGGAGAGCCAGUUUGAAGAGGAAGUCAAAAAAGCAAAGGCUCUCAAAGAUGAACAGGACCGCCAAAGACAGCAGAUGGAGGAGGAGAAGAAGAAACUUAAGGCUACCAUGGAUGCGGCUCUUAGUAAACAAAAAGAAGCAGAACAAGAAAUGCUUAACAAGCAAAAACAAAUGCAAGAAUUAGAAAAGAAGAGACUAGAACAGGAAAAAAUUCUUGCAGAGGAGAACCAGAAGUUACGUGACAAACUACAGCAACUCGAAGAAGCCCAGAAAGACCAGCACACAAGAGAAAUUGACAUUCAAACUGAUAAAGUCCCAGACAAAGAGAGCAUCCAUGUAACAAUAGUUGGGACAACAAAGAAUGUUUACAAUGGUCAAAGUGCAGGUGACAUGGUGGAUGGGGUAGACAAGAGACCAGAUCCAUUAGCUUUUGAUGGCAUCCGCGAAAAGGUACCUGCAAGCAGACUUCAUGACUUAGGCCUUUUACCCAAGAAGGAGUUUGAACAGCUGAAAAAUGGCAAAAUCACUGUUCGUGAGCUUGGUGAAACUGAUAAUAUAAAAAGAAUUCUCAAAGGAAAGAAUGCCAUUGCUGGUGUCUUGACACCAAGUAAUCAAAAGAUGUCAAUCUAUCAAGCAUCAAAAGAAAAGAAGAUUACUCCUGGCACAGCCAUGAUCCUCCUUGAAGCACAAGCAGCCACUGGUUACAUGUUGGACCCCAUCAAGAAUCAGAAACUUCCUGUUAAUGAGGCUGUCAAGGAAGGCUUGAUUGGACCUGAACUACACAAUAAAAUGCUUUCAGCUGAGAGGGCUGUUGUUGGCUACAAGGAUCCAUACACUGGUGGAAAGAUCUCCGUUUUUGAAGCCAUGAAAAAGGGGCUGUUAGAACACGAUCAUGCCAUCAGAGUCCUUGAGGCUCAGAUUGCUACUGGUGGCAUUAUUGACCCCAUCAACAGUCACCGUGUACCCAAUGAAAUAGCCUAUAAGCAAGGACAGUAUGAUCCAGAAAUGAAUACAAUUAUUCAGAAACCUUCAGAUGAUUCUAAGGGAUACUUUGACCCCAGCACUCAGGAACCUUUGACUUAUUCUGAGCUGAUAGCAAGAUGCCACUCUGACCCAGAGACUGGUCUGUUACUCCUGCCAAUCACAGACAAAGCUGCUCAAUGCUCCAGUAUUUACACAGAAGAGGAGACCAAAGAUGUAUUCAGUAAAACAACUGUGUCUGUGCCAUUUGGAAGAUUCAAGGGAAAAACUGUCACCAUUUGGGAAAUAAUCAACUCUGAGUACUUCACUGAAGAUCAGAAGAAGGACCUUCUUCGUCAGUACAAAACUGGCAAAAUUACAAUUGAAAAGAUCAUUAAGAUUGUGAUUACUGUGGCCGAGGAAAAAGAAAAGAAGAAUGAAAUUACCUUUGAUGGUCUGAGGGCACCUGUCCCUGCCAGUGAGCUCCUGGAAUCCAAAAUCAUUGAUAAAGAUCUGUACAACAAGUUGCACAAAGGAAAUAUUACAACCAAAGAGGUCUCUGAAAUGGAGCCAGUUCACAAAGCACUGAAGGGUACAAACUGCAUUGCAGGUGUAAUCAUUGAUUCAUCUAAGGAGACAAUGUCCUUUUAUCAAGCUAUGAAGAAGAACAUGAUGAGGGCUGGGCUUGCAUUGAAUAUGCUCGAAGCCCAAGCAGGCAGUGGGUAUGUGAUUGACCCUGUUCACAAGCAGAUGUACACUGUUGAUGAAGCUGUGAAAGCAGGUGUUGUUGGUCCUGAGCUUCAUGAAAAGCUCUUGUCUGCAGAGAGAGCUGUUACGGGUUACAAGGAUCCCUACACUGGAAAGACUGUAUCUCUUUUCCAGGCAAUGAAAAAAGAUCUCAUUCCCAAAGAGCAAGGUAUCCGAUUGCUCGAUGCCCAGAUGACCACUGGAGGUAUCAUUGAUCCUGUUAAGAGUCAUCACAUUUCUCAUGAGGUGGCUUGCAAGAGAAAUUAUUUUGAUGAUGAAAUGAAACAGUCUCUGAGCAGCCCAACUGAUGAAACUAAAUGUUUCUUUGAUCCAAACACAAAAGAAUGUGUCACAUACUCACAGCUUUUCAAGAGAUGUGUAACUGACAAGAAAACUGGUCUCCAGCUUCUCCCUCUGUCUAAUGAAGCAAUCAAUGACAAGGAGGAGACAAUGUACACUGAAGCUCAGAUGAAAGAGGCUAUGACUCAGGCAACUCUGGAGCUUGAUUCUGGACCAUUUAAGGGCAGGAAGAUGACCCUCUGGGAAAUUAUCAACUCUGAAUAUCUCACUGAGGAACAGAGGCUUGACCUGCUCAGACAGUAUCGGUCAGGAAAGAUUACAAUUGAAAGGAUAAUUAAGAUUAUUAUCACAAUUGUAGAUGAGAAAGAGGCCAAAAAAAGGGAACAGUCUUCCUUCAAAGGACUAAGAGCUCCUGUCGCAGCAGGCUCUCUGUAUGACUCCAAAAUCCUUGACAAGAUAACCUUUGAAAAUCUUCAACAAGGCAAAACAACACCCAAACUAGUCCAUGAGAAUCCCAGUGUUAGAAAAUACCUUCAGGGCACUGAAAGCAUUGCUGGCAUUUACCUGGUACCUACAAAGGAGAAGAUGAGCAUUUAUGAAGCAAUGAAGAAAAAGCUCCUUAGACACAACACUGGCCUUUCACUUCUUGAGGCUCAAGCUGCAACUGGGUUCAUUGUAGAUCCAGUGAGUAACCAACACCUUACGGUAGAUGAAGCUGUGAAAUCAGGUCUUGUUGGUCCAGAACUUCACGAGAAACUCCUCUCUGCAGAAAAAGCUGUCACUGGCUAUAAGGAUCCUUUCACAGGCAAGACAAUCUCCCUCUUUGAAGCAAUGCAAAAAGAUCUCAUCUUGAAAGAACAUGCCAUGCCACUUCUGGAAGCACAGAUGGUCAGUGGAGGAAUCAUUGACCCUGUAAAUAGCCACCGUGUACCAAUGGAUGUUGCAUAUCAGAGGAACAUUUUCAGUAAAGAAAUUGCCGAAACCCUAUCUGAACCAUCAGAUAAUAACAAGGCCUUCUCUGAUCCAGCAACUGAUGAGAAUAUAACCUAUAAGCAGCUUAAAGACAAAUGCCAAAGAGAUGCAGACACAGGCUUGUAUGUCCUCCCCCUCUCCAAGCCUCAGUCCCCAACUGUUGUGGAGAAGACGUACCUCUAUACAGAAGAACAAACCCAGAGUGAUCUGACCAGCACCCAAAUUGACAUUCCAAUUGAGGGCCUUGCUGAUAAACCAAUGAGUCUCUGGGAUGUCAUGAAUUCAAAUUUGCUUCCAGAGCAGGAGAGACAGAAACUCAUGGAUGAAUAUCGCUCUGGUAAAAUCACUAAGGAGAGGAUGAUCAUCAUUAUUAUUGAGAUCAUGGAACAAAGAGAGAUCAUCAGGAAUGAUAGUCCAUUGUCAUAUAUGACCAUAAGGAGAAGGAUAACAAUUGAGGAACUUUACAAUGCCCGAAUCAUCGACUUGGAGACAUACAACCUUCUCAAACAGGGCAAGAGGAAUAUCCGUGACAUAAUGGAGUUGACCAGUGUGAAACAGUAUCUCUAUGGCACAGGCUGCGUUGCUGGUGUCACAACAGACUCAAGCUCCAAGAUAAGCAUAUACCAAGCAAUGAAAAGAGGUUUCCUUAAACCAGAAAUAGGCCUCAGCCUCCUGGAAGCACAGGCUGCAACAGGAUUCAUUGUUGACCCAGUGAAGAAUGAGACCCUUACUGUUGAUGAGGCUGUUCGUAAGGGUGUUGUUGGACCUGAGAUCCAUGAUAAACUUCUUUCUGCUGAAAGAGCUGUCACUGGAUACAAAGAUCCAUACAGUGGGAAAAUCAUAUCUCUUUUCCAGGCAAUGAAAAAAGAUCUUGUUCCAGAGGACUAUGCCCUGAAAAUGUUGGAGGCACAAACUGCCACUGGUGGCAUUAUUGAUCCAGAAUUCCAGUUCCACCUGCCUGCAGACAUUGCUUUGCAAAGAGGUUAUAUCAAUAAAGAGACCAACGAGAGACUGACUGAUAAUGUUAAGGGGUUCAUUGACCCAGUCAAUGAUGAGAAGCUGUCAUAUGCACAGCUUCUCAAGAGAUGCAAGCUGGAGGGCGGAUUGCGCCUACUCUCUCUGGGAGACAAGAGAUUGACAUUCAAGGGUCUGAGAAAACAGAUUACAAUGGAGGAGCUGGUUCGUUCCCAAAUUAUAGACCAACAGACUGUCACUGAAUUAAAUGAAGGCCUUCUUUCAGUGGAAGAGGUUAGCAAUAGACUGUCAAGGUAUCUUGAGGGCACAGGCUGCAUUGCUGGUGUAUUUUUGGAGUCCUCAAAAGAACGUCUAUCAAUAUACCAGGCCAUGAAGAAGAACAUGAUUAGGCCAGGUACUGCAUUUGAACUCCUUGAGGCCCAGGCAGCCACAGGAUAUGUCAUUGAUCCAAUCAAGAACCUAAAACUGACUGUCAGUGAAGCAGUAAAAAUGGGAAUCGUAGGUCCAGAAUUUAAAGACAAGUUGCUAUCUGCUGAGCGUGCAGUGACUGGAUAUAGAGAUCCUUAUUCAGGCAAAACAAUCUCCCUGUUCCAGGCCAUGAAAAAGGGCCUCAUCCUGAAAGAUCAUGGUAUUCGUCUCCUGGAAGCCCAAAUUGCCACAGGUGGAAUUAUUGACCCAGAGGAAAGUCACCGUGUGCCAGUCGAAGUGGCCUACAAUCGUGGCUUCUUUGACGAAGAAAUGAAUGAGAUCCUGACAGAUCCAUCUGAUGACACCAAAGGAUUCUUUGAUCCUAAUACUGAAGAAAACCUAACCUACCUCCAGCUGAUGGAGAAGUGUAUCACUGAUCCUGACACUGGUCUGGUGCUCCUCCUACUGAAAGAAAAGAAGCGGGAAAGGAAGACUUCCUCUAAAUCCUCAGUUCGUAAACGCAGAGUUGUCAUUGUAGACCCAGAGACAGGCAAAGAAAUGACUGUAUACGAGGCCUACAGGAAAGGACUCAUUGACCACCAAACCUACCUGGAGCUUGCUGAGCAGGAGUGUGAAUGGGAGGAGAUCACAAUGACCUCCUCUGAUGGCACUGUAAAAUCCAUCAUCAUUGACAGGAGGUCAGGCAGACAGUAUGACAUCGAUGAUGCUAUCUCACGUGGACUUAUUGACAACAAUGCUCUUGAUACAUACAGAGCCGGAAAUCUGUCUAUCACAGAAUUUGCUGACAUGCUUUCUGGAAGCAUGGGAGGCUUCCGUUCACGAACAUCUUCAUUUGGUUCCACCACCGGUUCCACUUACUCCUCUUCCAUGAGCCCCAUUCCAUCUGUUAAACCACCUGCAGUCAUGUGGAAUGACCCAACAGAGGAGACAGGACCUAUAGCAGGAAUAUUGGACACAGACACAUUGGAGAAAGUGUCUAUCACUGAAGCAAUGCACAGAAACCUGGUGGACAACAUCACAGGACAAAGACUGCUGGAGGCCCAAGCCUGCACAGGAGGAAUAAUUGACCCCACAAGUGGAGAAAGAUUCUCAGUCACUGAAGCCACAGAGAAAGGCUUGGUGGAUAAAGUCAUGGUUGAUCGCCUCAACCUGGCACAAAAAGCCUUCAAUGGAUUUGAAGACCCCAGAACUAAAGUAAAGAUGUCUGCCUCCCAGGCUCUAAAGAAGGGCUGGCUGUAUUAUGAGGCUGGCCAGCGUUUCCUUGAGGUCCAGUAUCUGACCGGUGGACUUAUUGAGCCUGAAGUCGAGGGCAGAGUGUCCAUAGAUGAAUCUAUUAGGAAAGGAACAAUUGAUGCUCGCACUGCCCAGAAAUUGAGAGAUGUCAGUGCCUAUUCAAAAUAUCUAACAUGUCCAAAAACCAAACUGAAAAUCUCCUUCAAAGAUGCCAUGGACAGAUGCAUGGUUGAAGAAGGAUCUAGCCUGAGGCUUCUGGAGGCCUCUUCACAAUCUAGCAAAGGCCUUUACAGCCCCUACAAUGCCAGUGGUUCUGGAUCUGCAUAUGGUUCUCGAACUGGCUCAAGAACCGGAUCCCGAUCAGGCUCCCGGAGGGGCAGCUUUGAUGCUGGCUUUAGUGUGAACUUCUCAACAUCCUCCUUCACAUCCUCAUCUACCCACACCCGCAGAUUCUGAUUAGCUAGCUCAGUUCUUAAUAACUAGUGCUUAAGAACCAACAAUACUAAUGCACUUUACAGCUGCAUUUCUAACAGGAAAAAAUAGUUAAAGUAACAAAGGAAAUAUAAUUUAUUUAUUCUUCAUUACAUGCAUCAACAACAAGAUCUGUCAAGUCUAUUGAUUAAUUUUACAUAUACAUAGCAUCAGUGUAAACUCAAGCUUCAUAUAUAAGGACAUAAGCAAGAAUUAAUAAUAUAGAAAAUAUUCAUUUCCUCUAGUAGAGAUUAUCAAGUUGGUUAAUAUUUUUCAAAGCAAAGCAUGAUAUUUUUGCAGUUUUUAAGCAACAAUAGAAUUUGUCAUUUUUACACCUGUUCAAAAGAUGGAUUCUAGUGAUUUUUAAAACUAAUAUAUUCUGUAUUUCAAACAUAUAUUUUCCUGUAUUUCUUGUUUCUUUUGAAAAUUAUUUGUCUAUUUUCUAACUUUUUUGACAGCAGUAGUAAUGACAUACUGAAUGUCCACAUAAGUCUAAUGUUUUUAACUAAAACAUAGAUGCCUUCAAAACUUCUGAAUGUUUGUAGAGUUUGAACAGAAGAUGUGUUUACCCAGUAAAUAGCAGCACAAAUUACACAAGUAAAACACUACAAAAUGAAACACUACAAUAACAUAAAAUUGAAAAGAAGUGCCAAAAUGACAAAUAUGCAGACUUUUCUAAAACUACUUUCACGUCUGUCAUCACAUAAAAGCAUUUACAUUCAGUGCACAGAUUUAUUGCUUCAUUAUUCACUCCAAAUGUUGGAUUGCCCAUAUUCACCAUCACUCAAGUGUUCCUGCCACAUCCCAAGAUGAAGUCAGACUUGAUCCUGCCCCCCUUCUCAGACCUGCUGCCUGUUGUUUUCAUUCUUCUGCAUCAGUUACUCAGAUUCCAACAUAUGAGCACAGGAUCUCUGUUGGCCGAAGCAAACAACCCCCCCACAUUGGAUGGAUUUGCAGGUCCAUGUCGUCCUUGUGCAGUAACACAGAUCUACCUUUGAGUAUGUGCUUUCAUCCAUUGUUCAUCACACUUGAGGAAAGCUGAGACUGAGUCAACUUCAUCUUGGGAUGCCUUUAUAGGAACACCCUUCACUCAUUAUAUUGUCAUGUGUUUAUGAUUUGAAUGAUAACAGUGACAUAUAUGUGCUAAGAUUUUCUUGAUAUUUACACUGAAUUUACACAACUAUGCAAUAACAUUCUUUCAUUCAAAUCGGGACAUUUAGUAAAAUAACAGCUUGUAUUCAGUUAGCUGUCCCACUGAGUAUAUUUUUCUGUUAUCUCUGAUUUUUAAUUCAGGACAAUCAAAGUGCCUUCAAUAUAAUUUGGAUUACAUGAAUGUUAGCAGUAUAUCAAAUGCACUCCUGUGCAAAUGCACAGCUCAGUUUUAUUUAGCUUUUUCUCAUAUCAGACAUUUCUGUUCUGCAUCUCUGUUUAAGUUGUUUUCAUCAUUUUUUUUAUAUUAUAAAUUUGUUUUGCAUGUUUUCCUAACUUUUCAAAUGAAAUUGGGGGGGGGGGGGGGGGGGGGGGGGGGUCAUUCAUGUAAAAUAAAGAUCAUUUCAUUUUGGCUUCAUGGAUUGGUUGGUUUUGCUUUUGGGACAAAUGUUACUUUAAAUGGGGGAGGAUUCUGCUGUAUGUGAACAUAACACUAUGUUGUAAAUAAAUAUGCUCUGAACAGGCA
This is a messenger RNA of Melanotaenia boesemani (Boeseman's rainbowfish), 18428 nucleotides long. RefSeq names its product plectin b (gene plecb). Gene Ontology annotation, cellular component: keratin filament; cytoskeleton; sarcolemma. Lineage: Eukaryota; Metazoa; Chordata; Actinopteri; Atheriniformes; Melanotaeniidae. The transcript has 34 exons. Gene Ontology annotation, biological process: intermediate filament bundle assembly; hemidesmosome assembly; wound healing. Bases 17 to 16738 code for a protein of 5573 amino acids. The record is from RefSeq and is a predicted model, not a curated record. Gene Ontology annotation, molecular function: cadherin binding; ankyrin binding; structural constituent of muscle.